AUGGCAGUCGGGAUGGGGAUAGAGCAUUGGCAAGUGGGUGGGCGGUCAACGAGGAAGUGCCUAGGAAGCGCGAGGCAGCAGCGUCGCGGGGACGACGUCCCGGCCCGGGACACACCGCCGGCGCGCCGACCGAGGAAGGGGCCGGGGAAGGGGCGGAGCGCGGCGGACGGGGGCGGUGCGCCGCCGGCGACGGCGCGAGAAGGCCACGGAACCGGAGUCAGGAGAGGAAGGAGAGGCGGAACAAGGGGGCCGGAGGGAACCUGCGGAAGGAGCAGGGGCGAAACCGGCGCUGCAGCACGACCGCGAACGGGGGCACAAACAGCCGGGGCGCGGGGGGCGGCGGCCCCCCGCGGCCGCCAAGGGCGGGGAGGCAGGCCGGGGCGGAGGCCGGCCCGCGCCCCGCGGGCGCGCCGCGGCCGCAACAACCAACCCCGGCGCGAGAAGCGCCAAGGAACAGGAAACGAAGAGAGGGCGCGCCCGGGCGGGACGCGCCGGCCGCGGGCGAGAACCAAAACGACGCGCGGCAACGGAGAGCGCGGCGCGCGCAGCGAGGAAGAACGCAGCAAAAGGCGAGACGGGGGGGAAGGGCAGAAGCCCGCGAACCAGCGAGGGGGGAACGCAAGGGGCGCCCGAAGCCAGCCGGCCGAGGGCACGGCGGCCGGGGGGCACGCAACCGGCGCCGCCAACCCCGGCGCCCCGGGGCGGGGGGCGCGGGGGCGGACGGGGGCCGCCCGGGGGCAGCGCGCACGCGGCGGGCCCAAAAGCAGAGGCCGCGGCGGCGAGCGCCACGGCGAGCGGGGGGGGAAGACCCGCGGACACGGCCGGGGCGAACGGCGGCCGAACGGGACCCCGAGACCCCCGAGCGGGCCCAACGGAACGCGCCGACCGCGACCCCAGGGCAGGCGGGAACACCCGCGGAGGGGAAGCAGAGCAAGAAGCGGAGGAAAAGAAACGGACCAGGAGGCCCCGAGGAACGGCGAGCGAACCGGGAAGAGCCCAGCGGGAGAAGCGGGCGCCCGCGGCGGCCGAAGGGGAGGCGGGAGAAGCGGCCGCAGCGGCGGACCGGGCCCAAGGCCCCGGGAAGGGGGCGCCGGAGAGGGGGAGAGCCCCGGCGGGCCCGGACCCGGGCGCACCACGAGGCGCGGGCGGCGAGGCGGGGGGGGGGAAGGCAGCCCAAAGCGGGCGGGAAAGGCCGGCCAAGGCGAAAGACGGGCGAGAGACCGAGAGCGAACAAGGACCGCGAGGGAAAGAGGAAAAGGACGGGGAAAAGAGAGGCAAAGAGGGCGGGAAAGGGGCGGGAGGGAAGCGGAGGGGGGCCGGCGAGGCGCCCCGGGCGGAGGGGGAACGGCGACGAGCCGGGCCGCCGAGCGGCGCGGGGCGCGGACCGACGCGGAGCGCAGCGGCGGCCCAAGCCCGGGCCGGAGAAACGCGCGCGGAGACGCCGGCGCAGCGAGGGGGACCACAGCGCGCGCCGGCAAGGCGGGGCGCGGCACCCGCGCGCGCCGGGCGGCGGCCAGCGGGCGCCCCAGGCGGCCCGGCGGGAAACACGGACCAAGGAGGCGGACAGGGGGGCGAGGCAACGGGCGAGGAAACCCGGAAGGCGCAAGGAAGCGGACGGGCGGGAGCCCCGCGAGGGGGGCACCGCCGACCGACCGCGAGCGGCGGAGAAGGGGGCGAGGGAGAGCAGGCCGGGCGGGACCCGAAAGAGGGGGAACGAGGCCGGAGCGGGGCGAAGCCAGAGGAAACGCGGGGGGAGGCCCGCAGCGAGACGGACGGGCAAAGCGGGCGGCGGACGGGGGGAGAGGGGCGAAAGACGAAGCGAACCGGCGAGGAGCGGGGGCCCGCCGAAGGGGCCCGCAGGAGAGCGGGAGCGCGGGACGAGGGCGAGCGGGGAAAGCCAAGGAGGAGAGGCAGCGGGGGCGCAACGCCCGCGACCGAGGCGCAAACGGGAAAGAGGGAGGACGGCGCGGCGGCGGCGGGGAGCCGCGCCACGGAAGCGAGAGCGCCAAGGGGGCCAGGGGGGGAAGCAGAACGGGCGAGGCGGGAGGAACCGGAAGCCGGGGGACGGGGCCCAACGGCGCGCGAACCGAGAACCCACAAAGGGGGGGGGCGAGGAAGACAGCAGGACGGGGGCAGGGAAGGCGAAAGCCGCGAAGGAGGGGGAACAACGCACCGGCCGAAGCAACGAGCCCCGAAAAGGGAGGGCGCGGAAGCGCGCGACCGAGACCCGGCCGGCGGGGCAAGAGCCAGGCCCCGAGGAGGAGGAGGGCGCGGCGGGCGCGGCAAAACCCGGGGCGCGAGCCCGGGCGGAGCGGCCGGCGGGGCAGAGCGGGGGGGAGGAGCAAAGAGGCAAAGGAGAACGGGGAAGGCCGAAGAGGGGAAAGGGGCCAGGGGAACGGCACGGGCACAGGGGGGAGGCGAGCCGAAGAGACGGGGGAAGCCCGGCCGACAGCGCGGCCGCGCGCGAGCGGCGAAAGGGAAGCGGGGGAAAAGGCCCGAACCGGGACGGGGCGGCGGACGGCGACGGGAGGGAGGCCGGAGACGGCGGCGGGGGCCGCGGGAAGAGGGAGCGGGGCGGGGGAACAGCCCGCCCACCCGGGAAACGACGCAGGCGGAGGGAGGGGCCAGCGGCGGGAAGAGCACCGCACGGCGCGCGGGGGCCGGGGCGCCCCCGGCGGCCCAGGAAAAGCCGGAGGACCGAGGGCCGCCCACGCCCGGGCGGACGCAGAACCGCAGCAGGGCGCCAAGGGGAACAGCCGCGGGCCAAGGGAACAAGGGAGGCAAGGGAAGGCGGCAAAAGGGAGCCGGAACCGCGGGAAAAGGAGGGGCGCGGAGGGCGGGGCCCGGGGGCCCAGGCCCGAACCCGGCGGCGGGCGGCGGACGGCGCGAGCGGCGCCCGCGGCGAGAGCGGGGCGCCGCGGGCCGGCCGGGGACGGACGGGGAACGGCCCCGCCGGGGGCCGGCCCCGGGCGGCGAACAGGCGACGCAGAACGGGGACGGACAAGGGGAAGCCGACGGGGGAAGGAAAACAAAGCAGGGCGAGGGGCCCGGCGGAGGCGCACGCAAGGGGAGGGCGGCCCAGGGCGCGGAAGGGCAAAGGGAAGAAAGGCAACCAAGCGCGGGGAAACGGCGGGAGGAACGAGGACGCGCGGAAGGGAGCCAAAGGCCGCGGCAGCGAAGGAGGGACGCGCAGGAAGGGAGGAACGAGAGGCCCACGGGCCCGGGCGACGAGCCAGCGAAACCACAGCCAAGGGAACGGGCGGGGCGGAAGCAGCGGGGAAAGAAGACCCGGGGGAGCGGGACGCGAGGCCGACGGGGGGAAAGGACGGGAGAGGGGGAGGAGAAGGGGGAGCCGGAAACGGCGACGGGGAAAGACCACGACGGGGAACGGGAGGGACGGAGGCCGGGAAGCGGAGGCGGGGCGGCGCCCCGCGGGGGGACCCAAGGCCGCCACGGCGGCCGAGCCGGGCGGAAGACAGGGGCAGGGGGGAGGGGGCGGGGGCGGCACAGCGGGGAAAAGAGAACGCAGGGGGCCGAAGAGGAGCGCAACGAGAACAGAAAGCGCGGGGGGAACAAAAGGGGAAAAGCGCGGGGGAGGCGGAGGGCCAGGACGAAGACGAACCGGGAAAGCGGGGCCGAGCGAGCCGGGAGACCGGCGGAAGGGGAAGCGAGAGGGGGCAGAAAAGGGACCACAGGGAGAACGGGCGGGGGGCAGCCAAGCGGGCAGAGCGACGGGGCGGGGGAGCCGGCGAGGGCGGCGCGGCCGAGCAGGGGGAAGCAGAAGGCACCAAGGGGGGAGGGGCACCCACCAAGAGGGAACGGGAGCGGGGGGAGACCGGCGGGAGACAGGGGAGGGGACCCGACGGAGGACCGCGGCGCGAGGGGAAGGCAACCGAGGACGAGAGGAACCGGGGAGGCGCACAAGGGGGCAGCGCGCGGGGGGAAAAGCCAGGGGCGCGAAGCGACCGGGCGCGGGAGGAGGACGGAACGCCGCGAAGGCAGAAGCCGGGCCAGAAGCGACGCCGGGGGCCGCCGCCCGGGGGCCGACCCGCAGGAGGGGCCCGCCGGCCCCCAAAGGCACGGGCCGGGGGCCAAGCCCGCGCGGCGGACGAGCCGCGCGGGCCGCCGGGAAGGACAAGGCCCACCGGGCGGCGGGCGGAAGCCGGGGCAGACGACGGAAAGACGCGACGGGGGAGGGGAAGGGGCAGAGGGGCCGGGCGGCCACGAGCCACGGAGAGGCAGCCCGGGGGCGCGCCGAGGCGGCCCGCCCCCCGCGGCCCCGCCAACGGCCCGCCCGGAGGCACCGAGGGGACGCCCCCCGGCCCGAGAGCACCACGCGGGCACCAAGGCCCCCAGAGGCCCGAGGGCACGACGGCGCACGGCCGGCGAGGCGCAAGGCCCGAAGCGGGAGGCCAAGGCCGAAGACGGGCCAGGGGCAAACCACCGGGCCGAACGGGGGACGCGGGCAAGGAAACGGGACGGGGCCGACACGCAACCAGGAGGGGGACGGGGACAGGGGCAACAGCGGGCGGGCAACACAGGAGAAAAACAGCCCCAACAACCCGCGAGGGGGGCGCACGGGCGGGGACGGACACCGGCCGGCAGCGCACGGACAAGGCGAGCCGAGGGGGGAGGCGCGCCGGCGCACCAAGGCGAGGAGCCAAGGAGGGGCACACAGCCAGAGGGGGGAGGCGGGGGAGCCAACAGCGCAAAAGAGGGGGGAGAGCAAAAGCACGACCGCCCCCAGCCACGGGGCCGAGGGGAGAACAGCCAGGCCCAAAGGGGGCAACAACGGGGACAGAGCCCAAGGCGCCGGGCAAAGGGGAAGGAAAAGCACCAAAGAACAACGCAAAGAAAGGGAGAAGAGGGGCGAAGGCGGCACAAAAAAGGGGGGAGGGGCGGACGGGGGGCGAGGGGGAGGAGGGGCGGAAGGGGAACACGGAAAAAAGAAAAAAAAAGACCGAGACGGGAGAAAAAAGGCGCAAAAGGGGGGAAAAGGAGAGCACAGGGGGCGAAAGGGAGCGGCAAAAAAGGCAGGGCAAAAGACCGAAAAGGGAAGGGGGAGGGGGGGGGGCACCGGAGACAGGGGGAGGGGCCGCCGGCCACAGCGCAACGGGGGCCGAAGGCGCGGGAGGGGGGGGGGAGGCACCCCCCGGGGGGGCCAGCAAGGCCGGGGCCGGGGCAGGCGCGAGGCCAGACGGGGGCAGCGGGAGAGCCGGCAAAGAAGCGGGGGAGCCCCCGCGCCACCGCGACCGCGCGAGGGGACAGCAAAGCGAACCGGGGCGAAGCGAGGCGGAGAAAAAGGGAGGGCGAGCGAACCGAGCGGAGGCGGGGCGGGGGGGGGGGGGAGGGGAGGGGGAAGGGGCACACCGGAGGGCGAAGAGGCGAAAAGGGAAGGGAAAGAGGGGGAAGGGGAGGAGGGGGAAGCGCCCGGGAGGAGGGAAAAGAAGAAGAGACGAGGAGCAAGAAGGGGGGAGGCGAGGGGGGGGAAGGGAGCGAAGCGAACCAGAGGAAGGAACAGCCCAAAGACCAGGGCGCGGCGCCGCGCCAACGGGCCCGGGGCGCAGGGCGGCGGCACGGGGAACGGGGCGCAGGAAGGCGCCGACGGGCCCGGGGCGCCGGGCGGCGGCACGGGAAACGGGGCGCAGGAAGGCGCCGACGGGCCCGGGGCGCCGGGCGGCGGCACGGGGAACGGGGCGCAGGAAGGCGCCACCGGGCCCGGAGCGAAGGGCGCCCACGCCCAGGGGCAGCCAAGGGGCCCGGGGCGCCCGCCGGCGGGGCCCAGGGCGCCCCAAGGAGCCCGGGGGGCAACGGGGGGGGGAGGCGAGGGGCACAGGGGGGCAAAAGGAGGGAGCAGGGGGAAACAAGGAGAGCCCGGGGGCCAACCACCAGGCCCAAAAGAGGGGCACGCAGGCAAGGAAGGGGACACGGCAACGAGCAAAGCGGGCCAGGGGGGCGGGACGGAACAAGCGCAAGCGGGAAGACGGAGACAAGGACAAGAGCGGGCAACACACGAGAAAAAAGAGGGACCAACAGGGGGCAAGGGGGGCGCACAGGCGGGGACGCACACGGGCCAGCAGCGCAGAGGCAAGGAAAAGCGAGGGAGGGAGGCGCGCGGACGCAGGGAGACGAGGAACCAAGGAGGGCAACCGCGAGGAGGGGGAGCGAGGGGAGCGCACAGGGCAAAAAGAACACGAAACAAGAGGGGGGAGAGCAAGAGCACGACCGCCGCCAGGGACGGGGCCGAGAGCCACCAGGCAGGCCCAAAAGGGGCAAGAAGGGGGACACAAGCCAAGGCGCGGGGAAAAGGGGGAAAAAAGCACCAAAGGACAACGCAAGGAAAGGGGGAGAGGGGGCGAAGGGGCCACACAAAAGGGGGGAGGGGCGGACGAGGGAGGGGGGGGAGGAGGGGCGGAAGGGGAACACGGAAAAAAGAAAAAAAAAGACCGAGACGGGAGAAAAAAGGGCAAAAGGGGGGAAAAGGAGAGGAGAGGCGGCGAAAGAGAGCGGCAAAAGAGCAGGGCAAAAGACCGAAAAGGGAAGGGGGAGGGGGGGGGCACGGCAAACAGGGGCAGGGCACCGCAGGGAGGGGCAGGGCACCCCAGGCAGGGGCAGGGCGCCGGGCAAAGGGGAAGAAAAGCACCAAAGAACAACGCAAAGAAAGGGAGAAGAGGGGGCGAAGGGGCCACAAAAAAGGGGGGAGGGGCGGACGGGGGGCGAGGGGGAGGAGGGGGGAAGGGGAACACGGAAAAAAGAAAAAAAAAGACCGAGACGGGAGAAAAAAGGGGCAAAAGGGGGGAAAAGGAGAGGACAGGGGAGAAAGGGAGCGGCAAAAAAGCAGGGCAAAAGACCGAAAAGGGAAGGGGGAGGGGGGGGGGCACCGCAGACAGGGGAGGGGCCGCCGGCCACAGCCCAACGGGGGCCGAAGGCGCGGGAGGGGGGGGGGAGGCACCCCCCGGGGGGGCCAGCAAGGCCGGGGCCGGGGCAGGCGCGAGGCCAGAGGGGGCAGCGGGAGAGCAGGCGAAGAAGCGGGGGAGCCCCCGCGCCACCGCGACCGCGCGAGGCAACAGCGAAAAAAAGGCGCGGGCGGGGGGACCCGGGGGGCCCAGCCCGGGCCCGGGGGGCCCAGGCCAGGGCCAGGGGGACAGGGCAAGGAAAGGAGCCGGGGGGGAGCCCAAGGCGGGGCGGGGGAAAGGGACGCGGGGGCAAGGGGGGGCAGGGCAGGGGGGGGGCGCGGGCCGAGGGGCGAGGGGCCAGGGGAGGCACGGGGCGGCGGGAGGGGGGGGCGAAGAGGGCCAGCCAACGCGGCGGGCAGGACCGCAACGCCGACGACGAACGCAGGGCGAGGGGGGCCGAGCCCCAGGCGGGGAGGAGCAAGGGGAGGCGGGGGCAAGGCGGCGGGGGGCAGGCGAGGGCCGGGCGGGGGGCAACGGGCGGGCGGAAAGGCGAGGCAAGGGGCAGGGGGGAGGGCCGGGGGGCAGAGACGGGGAGGCGGGGGGGCGGGCGACAGGGCGGAAGCGAGGGGGGCGAAGGCGGGGCCGGGGGGGGCAAAGGGAAGCCGGGGCAAGGGGGGAGGCCGCACGCGGAACACAGGCGGACGGGCGAGGCAACCGGGCGGAGGGGGGCCGGGGGGGGAGGCCGGCGGCGGGGGGGGGACGGGCCGCGGGGGCGGGGAGGGACGGCGGGGCGGGGGGGGGGCAAGACCGAGGCGGGGGGAGGAGCGGGGGGCGAAGGCGGGGGCAAGGCGGGGCGAGGGCGGGGGGAGGGCGGGGGAGAGAAGGCCGGGCGCAAGCCGAGGGGCGAGGGGCGGGGAGGCACAGGCGGCGGCAGAAGGGCAAGGGCCGGGGGGGCGGGGGCGCACGGGGGCGCGGGCCGAGGGGGCCCACGGGGGGGGGCGGGGGCGGAGGCGGGGGGAGGAGCCGGGGGCGGCGACGGGGGCAACACGGGCGAGGGCGGAGGGGAGGGCGGGGCGGGGCAGGCCACCGGGGCGCCGAACCGACGCAGGAGCGGGCGAGGCAGAGGGGGAAGGAGGGGACGGCGAGGGGCGGGGGGGCGGGGAGGGGACGCGCACGGGGCCCCACGCGGGCCCGCCAGGCGGGGGCGGGGCGAAGGGGGAGGGGAGGAGCGCGGGGGCCACGGGGGGGGAGGCAACGCGAGGGCGGGGGGAAGGCAGGGCACCGCGGGCCGGGCGGAAGCCGGCGGGCGAGCAGCCGAGGCAAGGGGGGGACGGAGGGGGAGGCCGGGGGCGGAAGGGAGGGCGGGGGCGGCAGAAGCGAACGGGCCAGGCAGAACGGGGGGCAGGGCAGGAGGGGCAGGGGCCCGCCCGCGCCGAGGCAGCCGCGCGCACAGCGGGGCGGGCAAGGGCGCCAGGGGGCGGGGCGGCAGCCCGGCGGGCGGGCGCGCGGCGGGGGGCAGGGCGGCGCGGGGGGGCGGCGCAGGGACGGGGGGCGCAGGAGCGGGGACGAGAGCGGGGCGGCGGGCAGGCGCGGGGCGGGAGCAGCGAACGGGGGCGCGCGAGCCCGGGCAGGCGCGGCCCGAGAGCGGAGCGCGCCGCGGGGCAACGAAGGGGGCCGGGGGGCAGACCCACAGAAGCGGAAGGCGAAAGGGGGAGGGCCAGGGGGCGCGCGGCGCCCCCGGCGGAGCGCGAAGCGGACCCCGGAGCGGCAGCCGGGGGCCAAGCAGGCCGGGAGGGGCGGCCGGGGCCCAGGGACGGGCGCGGGGCGCGCGGAGGCGGAAGGGGAGGCGGGAGGAGGGAGGCGGCGCCGGCCAGAAGCCCAAGGAGCCCAGCGGGAACAGAACGACCGGCGCGCCCGGCGCGAACCCCCGGCAGGCGGGGGCCGCCGGGCGGGCGACGACGGCGCGAAGGAAGGCGACCGGGGGGAGCCGGCCAGGAGGCAGAGGCGGGGCGCAAAGAGGAAGCCAGGCAGGGGGAAGGAGGAACGAAGGCAGACGGGGAAACGGCGAAGGGCGCAGGAAAGCAGGGAGAGGGGGGGAGGGGAGCGGCGACGCGGAGAACCGGAGGAAGGCGAGAGCGAAGACGGGCAACAAACCCCGACGGCGGGAAGGGAGGCAGGGAGGAGAGAAAAGGGCGACGCGGGCGCGGCCCGGGGCGCGGAGGAGGCAGGAGAACGCGACGGAGCGCACGGCCAGCGGGCCGGCGACGCAGCAGGCAAAGGGCGGCCCGAGCAACGGGCGAGGGGAGGAGAGAGGCCGACCAGGGGGGGACGGGGGACGGAGAAGGAGGGGGCGAGGCCGGAGAGGGAGCCGGAGAAACGGCGACCACAGCCAAGGAAGGCAGCAGGCGCGCAAAGGACCCAAGCCGGACACGGGGAGGGAGGGACAAGAAAGAACAAGACCGGGCGCGGCGAGGCGGGGAAGGGGAAGGAGGACAAGCGAAAGCCCGGAACGAGGAGCCAGGGGAGGGCAAGGCGGGGGCCAGCAGCCGCGGGAAGGCCAGCGCCAAGAGCGGAGAGGGAAGGGGGGCAGGGAAAAAGCGCGGAGGGGGACCGGGGGGGGGCGACCGGGCCGCCGCGCGGGGGGCACCGGGCGGCGCGGCCCGGCGGCCGGCGAGGCGCGCCGGGCCGGAACGGGCCGGGGCGGGCCGCCGGCGCGGGGACGGGGAAGAAAGGAGAGGGCGCAAAGCAAGCCGACGCGCGGGAGACAGGAGCAGGGGAGAACAGCAGAGGAGGGCGGGCCGAGGCGGGGGCCGGCGGGAGCGGAGGAAGGAGGAACAGGGACAGGCGGGGGCAGGCGGAGGGCAGAGGCAGAGGGGAAAGGCGGGGAGGGAGGAAAGACGAACAACGGCGAAAGCAGGGGCCAAGGAGGGGGCAGGAAGCAAGAACGAAAGGGGGGGCGCGAAGACGAGCAGAGACCGGCCGAGGCGCAACCAGAAACGAGGCCGACCAGGGAGCGGCGGAGGGGGCGGGGAGGACGCCGCCGGCACCGGAGGAGAAAGCAAAGGCGGGGGGGCCGGGGGAGGAGGGGCGCAAGGCGGAAACGGAAAGGAAGGGACGGAAGGGCACCACCAGGAGGGGAGCCGGCGGCGGAAGGGGACGCAACACGGGGAAACGGACCAGGGCCAGACAGAGGAAGGAGGGACAGACGGAGAGCGCGGGCGGGAGGCGAGGGGGGGGGGCAGGGCCGGGCGGAGGGGGGGAGCGAGGGGCGGGGGAAGGCCGGGAACGAACGAGACCGCAGCCGGCGAACGAGCGAGGCGGAGGGGACCCGCCGCGGCCAGCGGCGGAGAGGGACGAGGGCCGGGGAGGCCAAGGAAGGGGAGGCAAGAACAGGGCGGGGAGGCCCGGAGAGGGGCGGGGCCGCACGCGCGCGACACGGAGGGAGGCAACGAGGCGAGAGCCGGGGCCGACAGGCCCGGGGAAGCGGGGAAAGGGCAGCGGGAGGGGAGAGAGCAGGGCAAGGGGGGGCGGCAACGAGGAAGGCCGAGGAAGCGCGAGGCAGCAGCGCGCGGGGACGACGGCCCGGCCCGGGGACACACCGCCCGGCGCGCCGACCGAGGGAAGGGGCCGGGGAAGGGGCGGAGCGCGGCGACGGGGGCGGGGCGCCGCCGGCGACGGCGCGAGAAGGCCACGGAACCGGAGCAGGGAGAGGAAGGAGAAGGCGGAACAAGGGGGCCGGAGGGGAACCGGCGGAAGGAGCAGGGGCGAAACCGGCGCGGCAGCACGACCCGCGAACGGGGGCACAAACAGCCGGGGCCGCGGGGGGCGGCGGCCCCCCGCGGCCGCCAAGGGCGGGGAGGCAGGCCGGGGCGGAGGCCGGCCCGCGCCCCGCGGGCGCGCCGCGGCCGCAACAACCAACCCCGGCGCGAGAAGCGCCAAGGAACAGGAAACGAAGAGAGGGCGCGCCCGGGCGGGACGCGCCGGCCGCGGGCGAGAACCAAAACGACGCGCGGCAACGGAGAGCGCGGCGCGCGCAGCGAGGAAGAACGCAGCAAAAGGCGAGACGGGGGGGAAGGGCAGAAGCCCGCGAACCAGCGAGGGGGGAACGCAAGGGGCGCCCGAAGCCAGCCGGCCGAGGGCACGGCGGCCGGGGGGCACGCAACCGGCGCCGCCAACCCCGGCGCCCCGGGGCGGGGGCGCGGGGCGGACGGGGCCGCCCGGGGGCAGCGCGCACGCGGCGGGCCCAAAAGCAGAGGCCGCGGCGGCGAGCGCCACGGCGAGCGGGGGGGGAAGACCCGCGGACACGGCCGGGGCGAACGGCGGCCGAACGGGACCCCGAGACCCCCGAGCGGGCCCAACGGAACGCGCCGACCGCGACCCCAGGGCAGGCGGGAACACCCGCGGAGGGGAAGCAGAGCAAGAAGCGGAGGAAAAGAAACGGACCAGGAGGCCCCGAGGAACGGCGAGCGAACCGGGAAGAGCCCAGCGGGAGAAGCGGGCGCCCGCGGCGGCCGAAGGGGAGGCGGGAGAAGCGGCCGCAGCGGCGGACCGGGCCCAAGGCCCCGGGAAGGGGGCGCCGGAGAGGGGGAGAGCCCCGGCGGGCCCGGACCCGGGCGCACCACGAGGCGCGGGCGGCGAGGCGGGGGGGGGAAGGCAGCCCAAAGCGGGCGGGAAAGGCCGGCCAAGGCGAAAGACGGGCGAGAGACCGAGAGCGAACAAGGACCGCGAGGGAAAGAGGAAAAGGACGGGGAAAAGAGAGGCAAAGAGGGCGGGAAAGGGGCGGGAGGGAAGCGGAGGGGGGCCGGCGAGGCGCCCCGGGCGGAGGGGGAACGGCGACGAGCCGGGCCGCCGAGCGGCGCGGGGCGCGGACCGACGCGGAGCGCAGCGGCGGCCCAAGCCCGGGCCGGAGAAACGCGCGCGGAGACGCCGGCGCAGCGAGGGGGACCACAGCGCGCGCCGGCAAGGCGGGGCGCGGCACCCGCGCGCGCCGGGCGGCGGCCAGCGGGCGCCCCAGGCGGCCCGGCGGGAAACACGGACCAAGGAGGCGGACAGGGGGGCGAGGCAACGGGCGAGGAAACCCGGAAGGCGCAAGGAAGCGGACGGGCGGGAGCCCCGCGAGGGGGGCACCGCCGACCGACCGCGAGCGGCGGAGAAGGGGGCGAGGGAGAGCAGGCCGGGCGGGACCCGAAAGAGGGGGAACGAGGCCGGAGCGGGGCGAAGCCAGAGGAAACGCGGGGGGAGGCCCGCAGCGAGACGGACGGGCAAAGCGGGCGGCGGACGGGGGAGAGGGGCGAAAGACGAAGCGAACCGGCGAGGAGCGGGGGCCCGCCGAAGGGGCCCGCAGGAGAGCGGGAGCGCGGGACGAGGGCGAGCGGGGAAAGCCAAGGAGGAGAGGCAGCGGGGGCGCAACGCCCGCGACCGAGGCGCAAACGGGAAAGAGGGAGGACGGCGCGGCGGCGGCGGGGAGCCGCGCCACGGAAGCGAGAGCGCCAAGGGGGCCAGGGGGGGAAGCAGAACGGGCGAGGCGGGAGGAACCGGAAGCCGGGGACGGGGCCCAACGGCGCGCGAACCGAGAACCCACAAAGGGGGGGGCGAGGAAGACAGCAGGACGGGGGCAGGGAAGGCGAAAGCCGCGAAGGAGGGGGAACAACGCACCGGCCGAAGCAACGAGCCCCGAAAAGGGAGGGCGCGGAAGCGCGCGACCGAGACCCGGCCGGCGGGGCAAGAGCCAGGCCCCGAGGAGGAGGAGGGCGCGGCGGGCGCGGCAAAACCCGGGGCGCGAGCCCGGGCGGAGCGGCCGGCGGGGCAGAGCGGGGGGGAGGAGCAAAGAGGCAAAGGAGAACGGGGAAGGCCGAAGAGGGGAAAGGGGCCAGGGGAACGGCACGGGCACAGGGGGAGGCGAGCCGAAGAGACGGGGGAAGCCCGGCCGACAGCGCGGCCGCGCGCGAGCGGCGAAAGGGAAGCGGGGGAAAAGGCCCGAACCGGGACGGGGCGGCGGACGGCGACGGGAGGGAGGCCGGAGACGGCGGCGGGGGCCGCGGGAAGAGGGAGCGGGGCGGGGAACAGCCCGCCCACCCGGGAAACGACGCAGGCGGAGGGAGGGGCCAGCGGCGGGAAGAGCACCGCACGGCGCGCGGGGGCCGGGGCGCCCCCGGCGGCCCAGGAAAAGCCGGAGGACCGAGGGCCGCCCACGCCCGGGCGGACGCAGAACCGCAGCAGGGCGCCAAGGGGAACAGCCGCGGGCCAAGGGAACAAGGGAGGCAAGGGAAGGCGGCAAAAGGGAGCCGGAACCGCGGGAAAAGGAGGGGCGCGGAGGGCGGGGCCCGGGGGGCCCAGGCCCGAACCCGGCGGCGGGCGGCGGACGGCGCGAGCGGCGCCCGCGGCGAGAGCGGGGCGCCGCGGGCCGGCCGGGGGACGGACGGGGAACGGCCCCGCCGGGGGCCGGCCCCGGGCGGCGAACAGGCGACGCAGAACGGGGACGGACAAGGGGAAGCCGACGGGGGAAGGAAAACAAAGCAGGGCGAGGGGCCCGGCGGAGGCGCACGCAAGGGGAGGGCGGCCCAGGGCGCGGAAGGGCAAAGGGAAGAAAGGCAACCAAGCGCGGGGAAACGGCGGGAGGAACGAGGACGCGCGGAAGGGAGCCAAAGGCCGCGGCAGCGAAGGAGGGACGCGCAGGAAGGGAGGAACGAGAGGCCCACGGGCCCGGGCGACGAGCCAGCGAAACCACAGCCAAGGGAACGGGCGGGGCGGAAGCAGCGGGGAAAGAAGACCCGGGGGAGCGGGACGCGAGGCCGACGGGGGAAAGGACGGGAGAGGGGAGGAGAAGGGGAGCCGGAAACGGCGACGGGGAAAGACCACGACGGGGAACGGGAGGGACGGAGGCCGGGAAGCGGAGGCGGGGCGGCGCCCCGCGGGGGGACCCAAGGCCGCCACGGCGGCCGAGCCGGGCGGAAGACAGGGGCAGGGGGGAGGGGGCGGGGCGGCACAGCGGGGAAAAGAGAACGCAGGGGGCCGAAGAGGAGCGCAACGAGAACAGAAAGCGCGGGGGAACAAAAGGGGAAAAGCGCGGGGGAGGCGGAGGGCCAGGACGAAGACGAACCGGGAAAGCGGGGCCGAGCGAGCCGGGAGACCGGCGGAAGGGGAAGCGAGAGGGGGCAGAAAAGGGACCACAGGGAGAACGGGCGGGGGGCAGCCAAGCGGGCAGAGCGACGGGGCGGGGGAGCCGGCGAGGGCGGCGCGGCCGAGCAGGGGGAAGCAGAAGGCACCAAGGGGGGAGGGGGCACCCACCAAGAGGGAACGGGAGCGGGGGGAGACCGGCGGGAGACAGGGGAGGGGACCCGACGGAGGACCGCGGCGCGAGGGGAAGGCAACCGAGGACGAGAGGAACCGGGGAGGCGCACAAGGGGGCAGCGCGCGGGGGGAAAAGCCAGGGGCGCGAAGCGACCGGGCGCGGGAGGAGGACGGAACGCCGCGAAGGCAGAAGCCGGGCCAGAAGCGACGCCGGGGGCCGCCGCCCGGGGGCCGACCCGCAGGAGGGGCCCGCCGGCCCCCAAAGGCACGGGCCGGGGGCCAAGCCCGCGCGGCGGACGAGCCGCGCGGGCCGCCGGGAAGGACAAGGCCCACCGGGCGGCGGGCGGAAGCCGGGGCAGACGACGGAAAGACGCGACGGGGAGGGAAGGGGCAGAGGGGCCGGGCGGCCACGAGCCACGGAGAGGCAGCCCGGGGGCGCGCCGAGGCGGCCCGCCCCCCGCGGCCCCGCCAACGGCCCGCCCGGAGGCACCGAGGGGACGCCCCCCGCCCCGAGAGCACCACGCGGGCACCAAGGCCCCAGAGGCCCGAGAGCACGACGGCGCACGGCCGGCGAGGCGCAAGGCCCGAAGCGGGAGGCCAAGGCCGAAGACGGGCCAGGGGCAAACCACCGGGCACGGGACGGGGCCAACACGCAACCAGGAGGGGGACGGGGACAGGGGCAACAGCGGGCGGGCAACACAGGAGAAAAACAGCCCCAACAACCCGCGAGGGGGGCGCACGGGCGGGGACGGACACGGGCCGGCAGCGCACGGACAAGGCGAGCCGAGGGGGGAGGCGCGCCGGCGCACCAAGGCGAGGAGCCAAGGAGGGGCACACAGCCAGAGGGGGGAGGCGGGGAGCCAACAGCGCAAAAGAGGGGGGAGAGCAAAGAGCACGACCGCCCCCAGCCACGGGGCCGAGGGGAGAACAGCCAGGCCCAAAGGGGGCAACAACCGGGACAGAGCCCAAGGCGCCGGGCAAAGGGGAAGGAAAGCACCAAAGAACAACGCAAAGAAAGGGAGAAGAGGGGGCGAAGGCGGCACAAAAAAGGGGGGAGGGGCGGACGGGGGGCGAGGGGGAGGAGGGGGGAAGGGGAACACGGAAAAAAGAAAAAAAAGACCGAGACGCGAGAAAAAAGGGGCAAAAGGGGGGAAAAGGAGAGGACAGGGGAGAAAGGGAGCGGCAAAAAAGCAGGGCAAAAGACCGAAAAGGGAAGGGGGAGGGGGGGGGCACCGCAGACAGGGGGAGGGGCCGCCGGCCACAGCCCAACGGGGCCGAAGGCGCGGGAGGGGGGGGGGGAGGCACCCCCCGGGGGGGCCAGCAAGGCCGGGGCCGGGGCAGGCGCGAGGCCAGACGGGGGCAGCGGGAGAGCCGGCAAAGAAGCGGGGGAGCCCCCGCGCCACCGCGACCGCGCGAGGGGACAGCAAAGCGAACCGGGGCGAAGCGAGGCGGAGAAAAAGGGAGGGCGAGCGAACCGAGCGGAGGCGGGGCGGGGGGGGGGGGAGGGGAGGGGGAAGGGGCACACCGGAGGGCGAAGAGGCGAAAAGGGAAGGGAAAGAGGGGAAGGGGAGGAGGGGGAAGCGCCCGGGAGGAGGGAAAAGAAGAAGAGACGGGAGCAAGAAGGGGGGAGGCGAGGGGGGGGAAGGGGAGCGAAGCGAACCAGAGGAAGGAACAGCCCAAAGACCAGGGCGCGGCGCCGCGCCAACGGGCCCGGGGCGCAGGGCGGCGGCACGGGGAACGGGGCGCAGGAAGGCGCCGACGGGCCCGGGGCGCCGGGCGGCGGCACGGGAAACGGGGCGCAGGAAGGCGCCGACGGGCCCGGGGCGCCGGGCGGCGGCACGGGGAACGGGGCGCAGGAAGGCGCCACCGGGCCCGGAGCGAAGGGCGCCCACGCCCAGGAGCAGCCAAGGGGCCCGGGGCGCCCGCCGGCGGGGCCCAGGGCGCCCCAAGGAGCCCGGGGGGCAACGGGGGGGGAGGCGAGGGGCACAGGGGGGCAAAAGGAGGGGAGCAGGGGGAAACAAGGAGAGCCCGGGGGCCAACCACCAGGCCAAAAGAGGGGCACGCGGGCAAGGAAGGGGACACGGCAACGAGCAAAGCGGGCCAGGGGGGCGGGACGGAACAAGCGCAAGCGGGAAGACGGAGACAAGGACAAGAGCGGGCAACACACGAGAAAAAAGAGGGACCAACAGGGGGCAAGGGGGGCGCACAGGCGGGGACGCACACGGGCCAGCAGCGCAGAGGCAAGGAAAAGCGAGGGAGGGAGGCGCGGGACGCAGGGAGACGAGGAACCAAGGAGGGCAACCGCGAGGAGGGGGAGCGAGGGAGCGCACAGGGCAAAAAGAACACGAAACAAGAGGGGGGAGAGCAAGAGCACGACCGCCGCCAGGGACGGGCCGAGAGCCACCAGGCAGGCCCAAAAGGGGCAAGAAGGGGACACAAGCCAAGGCGCGGGGAAAAGGGGGAAAAAAGCACCAAAGGACAACGCAAGGAAAGGGGGAGAGGGGGCGAAGGGGCCACACAAAAGGGGGGAGGGGCGGACGAGGGAGGGGGGGAGGAGGGGCGGAAGGGGAACACGGAAAAAAGAAAAAAAAAGACCGAGACGGGAGAAAAAAGGCGCAAAAGGGGGGAAAAGGAGAGGAGAGGCGGCGAAAGAGAGCGGCAAAAGAGCAGGGCAAAAGACCGAAAAGGGAAGGGGGAGGGGGGGGCACGGCAAACAGGGGCAGGGCACCGCAGGGAGGGGCAGGGCACCCCAGGCAGGGGCAGGGCGCCGGGCAAAGGGGAAGAAAAGCACCAAAGAACAACGCAAAGAAAGGGAGAAGAGGGGCGAAGGGGCCACAAAAAAGGGGGGAGGGGCGGACGGGGGGCGAGGGGGAGGAGGGGGGAAGGGGAACACGGAAAAAAGAAAAAAAAAGACCGAGACGCGAGAAAAAAGGGGCAAAAGGGGGGAAAAGGAGAGGACAGGGGAGAAAGGGAGCGGCAAAAAAGCAGGGCAAAAGACCGAAAAGGGAAGGGGGAGGGGGGGGGGCACCGCAGACAGGGGGAGGGGCCGCCGGCCACAGCCCAACGGGGCCGAAGGCGCGGGAGGGGGGGGGGAGGCACCCCCCGGGGGGGCCAGCAAGGCCGGGGCCGGGGCAGGCGCGAGGCCAGAGGGGGCAGCGGGAGAGCAGGCGAAGAAGCGGGGAGCCCCCGCGCCACCGCGACCGCGCGAGGCAACAGCGAAAAAAAGGCGCGGGCGGGGGGACCCGGGGGGCCCAGCCCGGGCCCGGGGGGCCCAGGCCAGGGCCAGGGGGGACAGGGCAAGGAAAGGAGCCGGGGGGGAGCCCAAGGCGGGGGCGGGGAAAGGGACGCGGGGGCAAGGGGGGCAGGGCAGGGGGGGGGGCCCGGGCCGAGGGGCGAGGGCCAGGGGAGGCACGGGGCGGCGGGAGGGGGGGGCGAAGAGGGCCAGCCAACGCGGCGGGCAGGACCGCAACGCCGACGACGAACGCAGGGCGAGGGGGCCGAGCCCCAGGCGGGGAGGAGCAAGGGGAGGCGGGGGCAAGGCGGCGGGGGGCAGGCGAGGGCCGGGCGGGGGGCAACGGGCGGGCGGAAAGGCGAGGCAAGGGGCAGGGGGGAGGGCCGGGGGGCAGAGACGGGGGAGGCGGGGGGCGGGCGACAGGGCGGAAGCGAGGGGGGCGAAGGCGGGGCCGGGGGGGGCAAAGGGAAGCCGGGGCAAGGGGGGAGGCCGCACGCGGAACACAGGCGGACGGGCGAGGCAACCGGGCGGAGGGGGGCCGGGGGGGGAGGCCGGCGGCGGGGGGGGACGGGCCGCGGGGCGGGAGGGACGGCGGGGCGGGGGGGGCAAGACCGAGGCGGGGGGAGGAGCGGGGGGCGAAGGCGGGGGCAAGGCGGGGCGAGGGCGGGGGGAGGGCGGGGGAGAGAAGGCCGGGCGCAAGCCGAGGGGCGAGGGGCGGGGAGGCACAGGCGGCGGCAGAAGGGCAAGGGCCGGGGGGCGGGGGCGCACGGGGGCGCGGGCCGAGGGGCCCACGGGGGGGGGCGGGGGCGGAGGCGGGGGGAGGAGCCGGGGGCGGCGACGGGGGCAACACGGGCGAGGGCGGAGGGGAGGGCGGGGCGGGGCAGGCCACCGGGGGCGCCGAACCGACGCAGGAGCGGGCGAGGCAGAGGGGAAGGAGGGGACGGCGAGGGGCGGGGGGCGGGGAGGGGACGCGCACGGGGCCCCACGCGGGCCCGCCAGGCGGGGGCGGGGCGAAGGGGAGGGGAGGAGCGCGGGGCCACGGGGGGGAGGCAACGCGAGGGCGGGGGGAAGGCAGGGCACCGCGGGCCGGGCGGAAGCCGGCGGGCGAGCAGCCGAGGCAAGGGGGGGACGGAGGGGGAGGCCGGGGGCGGAAGGGAGGGCGGGGGCGGCAGAAGCGAACGGGCCAGGCAGAACGGGGGCAGGGCAGGAGGGGCAGGGGCCCGCCCGCGCCGAGCCAGCCGCGCGCACAGCGGGGCGGGCAAGGGCGCCAGGGGGCGGGGCGGCAGCCCGGCGGGCGGGCGCGCGGCGGGGGCAGGGCGGCGCGGGGGGGCGGCGCAGGGACGGGGGGCGCAGGAGCGGGACGAGAGCGGGGCGGCGGGCAGGCGCGGGGCGGGAGCAGCGAACGGGGGCGCGCGAGCCCGGGCAGGCGCGGCCCGAGAGCGGAGCGCGCCGCGGGGCAACGAAGGGGGCCGGGGGGCAGACCCACAGAAGCGGAAGGCGAAAGGGGGGAGGGCCAGGGGGCGCGCGGCGCCCCCGGCGGAGCGCGAAGCGGACCCCGGAGCGGCAGCCGGGGGCCAAGCAGGCCGGGAGGGGCGGCCGGGGCCCAGGGACGGGCGCGGGGCGCGCGGAGGCGGAAGGGGAGGCGGGAGGAGGGAGGCGGCGCCGGCCAGAAGCCCAAGGAGCCCAGCGGGAACAGAACGACCGGCGCGCCCGGCGCGAACCCCCGGCAGGCGGGGGCCGCCGGGCGGGCGACGACGGCGCGAAGGAAGGCGACCGGGGGGAGCCGGCCAGGAGGCAGAGGCGGGGCGCAAAGAGGAAGCCAGGCAGGGGAAGGAGGAACGAAGGCAGACGGGGAAACGGCGAAGGGCGCAGGAAAGCAGGGAGAGGGGGGGAGGGAGCGGCGACGCGGAGAACCGGAGGAAGGCGAGAGCGAAGACGGGCAACAAACCCCGACGGCGGGAAGGGAGGCAGGGAGGAGAGAAAAGGGCGACGCGGGCGCGGCCCGGGGCGCGGAGGAGGCAGGAGAACGCGACGGAGCGCACGGCCAGCGGGCCGGCGACGCAGCAGGCAAAGGGCGGCCCGAGCAACGGGCGAGGGGAGGAGAGAGGCCGACCAGGGGGGGACGGGGGACGGAGAAGGAGGGGGCGAGGCCGGAGAGGGAGCCGGAGAAACGGCGACCACAGCCAAGGAAGGCAGCAGGCGCGCAAAGGACCCAAGCCGGACACGGGGAGGGAGGGACAAGAAAGAACAAGACCGGGCGCGGCGAGGCGGGGAAGGGAAGGAGGACAAGCGAAAGCCCGGAACGAGGAGCCAGGGGAGGGCAAGGCGGGGGCCAGCAGCCGCGGGAAGGCCAGCGCCAAGAGCGGAGAGGGAAGGGGGCAGGGAAAAGCGCGGAGGGGGACCGGGGGGGGCGACCGGGCCGCCGCGCGGGGGCACCGGGCGGCGCGGCCCGGCGGCCGGCGAGGCGCGCCGGGCCGGAACGGGCCGGGGCGGGCCGCCGGCGCGGGGACGGGGAAGAAAGGAGAGGGCGCAAAGCAAGCCGACGCGCGGGAGACAGGAGCAGGGAGAACAGCAGAGGAGGGCGGGCCGAGGCGGGGGCCGGCGGGAGCGGAGGAAGGAGGAACAGGGACAGGCGGGGCAGGCGGAGGGCAGAGGCAGAGGGGAAGGCGGGGAGGGAGGAAAGACGAACAACGGCGAAAGCAGGGGCCAAGGAGGGGGCAGGAAGCAAGAACGAAGGGGGGGCGCGAAGACGAGCAGAGACCGGCCGAGGCGCAACCAGAAACGAGAGGCCGACCAGGAGCGGCGGAGGGGGCGGGGAGGACGCCGCCGGCACCGGAGGAGAAAGCAAAGUGUGAGAUAAAAUAG
Molecule: messenger RNA, 20283 nt
Organism: Manihot esculenta (cassava)
Lineage: Eukaryota; Viridiplantae; Streptophyta; Magnoliopsida; Malpighiales; Euphorbiaceae
Product: fibroin heavy chain-like
Exons: 2
Coding region: 1-20283 (6760 amino acids)
Source: RefSeq, a predicted model, not a curated record